Molecule: messenger RNA, 4530 nt
Organism: Drosophila novamexicana
Lineage: Eukaryota; Metazoa; Arthropoda; Insecta; Diptera; Drosophilidae
Gene: DNApol-alpha180
Product: DNA polymerase alpha catalytic subunit
Exons: 7
Coding region: 26-4459 (1477 amino acids)
Biological process (GO): leading strand elongation; lagging strand elongation; mitotic DNA replication initiation
Cellular component (GO): alpha DNA polymerase:primase complex
Molecular function (GO): DNA-directed DNA polymerase activity; single-stranded DNA binding; purine nucleotide binding
Source: RefSeq, a predicted model, not a curated record
AUUUAAUUAAUUUGUGGCGUUCCAAAUGUCAGAUUCACCCUCUGGUCCGCGUGUCAAGCGUCAGCGAAUUGACAAAACGGGCCGCUUCGCAGCCUUGGAGCGCCUCCGAAGCCUGAAGGGCACCAAAAACAAAUGCCAGGUGGAAGAAAAAGUGGACGAUGUAUAUGAAGUUGUGGACGAGCGCGAAUAUGCGAAGCGGGCAAAUGAAAAAUACGGCGGUGAUUGGAUUGAAGAUGACGGCACUGGCUACGCGGAGGAUGGUCGCGAUUUCUUCGAGGAUGAAGAUGACUAUUCUGACAAUGAGCAGGGUCAGAGCGAUGGCAAGAAAAAGAAAGCUGGCAACGGAAAGAAACGAUCACGCGACAGCGACACAGGCCCUGCCAAGGGCAAGGCAUCUAUACGCAAUCUGUUCAGUAAUGCGCUGCCAAAGAAGACAGACAUCAAAAACAGUGUCAAAGAUGAUGAUAUCCUGGCCGACAUACUGGGCGAAAUCAAAGAAGAGCCAGCUGGCGACGCGGGGUCAACGCCGCAACAGCAUAAAGUGAUUGCGCCUGCCAAAAUUAUGGCCGCCACGCGCAAGUCCGAUGCAGCCGCUGCCAAGGAGUACAUGAAUAGCUUUCUGAGCAACAUCAAAAAGCAGGAGCAACAGCGCAAAAAAGACGCCGGCAGCGAUGAUGAAAUGCUGGACCGGAUCCUGCAGCCAAAGUCAGCUAUGCUGCCCAACAAGAAGGCAAGUCCAGUUACUCCAGCUGCAGUCAAAGUGAAGCAGGAGCGAGUCACUGAAACAGCUGCUGAGCAGCCCAGAAAGAAGGCAAGAGAAGCUACGCCUGAGCUCUGCCCUGACAAUGACUUGGAUUUCAGUUGCCUGGACGACGAUGAGAACCAGUUUGAGCUGGCAGCGUCCAAAGCGCAGCCAGAGCUUCUGCCCGCUUCAGCUGGACCUCCAAAACAAGAGGCCGAGGAUAUGAGCAAGCUGCUCAGCAACUGGGAGUCCAUCUGCCAAAUGGACGAUGAAUUUGAGAGAUCAGCGCUGGCUAGCGAGGCCGAGACAGCGGUGGGCAGUGAUCCUGGGGAUGUCGACCAGCUGCGCUUCUGGUACUGGGAGGCCUGGGAGGAUGCAAUCAAGCUGCCCGGCGAAGUGUUUCUCUUUGGGCGCACACCCGAUGGCAAGUCCAUAUGCGUGCGCGUGCAGAACAUUAAUCGUGUGCUCUAUCUCCUGCCCAGACAAUAUCUACUAGAUCCCAUAACCAAGGAGCCCACCAAGCAGAAGGUUACCGCUGCGGACAUGUACAAAGAGUUUGACACGCACAUUGCCACCGAACUGAAGCUGCACACAUUUCGUUCGCGCAAGGUGAGCAAAAGCUUUGCCAAUCACGCCAUUGGCAUUGAAGUGCCGCAGACCUGUGACUACCUGGAGGUGCACUACGAUGGCAAGAAGCCGGCGCCGAACAUGCAAAACAAGAAAUAUGACUCCAUAGCGCACAUAUUUGGCGCCAGCACCAAUGCACUGGAACGUUUUCUGCUGGAGCGCAAGAUCAAGGGUCCUUGUUGGCUGCAGAUAAGCGGCUUCAAUGUCAAUCCGGCGCCCCUUAGCUGGUGCAAAACGGAUGUGACCGUCGGCGAGCCUAAGAACGUGGAGCUUGUGCUCGUGGAACAGGGCAAACCAGCACCGCCGCCUGCCCUAGUCCUGCUCACACUCAACGUGCGCACUUCCAUGAAUCCAAAGACACUGAAAAACGAGAUCUGUAUGAUAUCCAUGCUCACCCACAAUCGCUUUCACAUUGACAGGCCGGCGCCGCAGCCCGCAUUCAAUCGUCACAUGUGCGCGCUCACGCGGCCUGCCGUCUCCAGCUGGCCCUUUGACCUGAAUCUGCAGUUGAGCAAGUACAAGUCGACAAAGAUUUAUAAACAUGACUCGGAGCGUGCGCUGCUCAGCUGGUUUCUGGCACAGUAUCAGCAAAUCGAUGCGGAUCUCAUAGUCACCUUUGAUGCCAUGGACUGCCAGCUGAAUGUGAUUACGGAUCAGAUAGUCGCCCUCAAGAUACCGCAGUGGUCACGCAUGGGUCGGUUGCGUUUCUCGCAAACCUUUGGCAAAAAGCUGCUGGAUCAUUUUGUGGGUCGCAUGGUAUGCGAUGUGAAGAGGUCGGCGGAGGAGUGCAUCAGAGCCAGAUCCUACGAUCUGCAGACGCUGUGUCAGCAGGUGCUCAAGGUCCAGGAAUCGGAGCGCAUGGAGGUCAAUGCGGAUGAUCUGCUCGAAAUGUAUGAGAAGGGCGAGAACGUCACCAAGCUCAUCUCGCUGACCAUGCAGGACGCCUCCUACAUGCUGCGUCUCAUGUGCGAGCUGAACAUUAUGCCGCUGGCGCUGCAGAUAACCAACAUUUGCGGCAACACAAUGACCCGCACACUCCAGGGCGGUCGCUCCGAGCGCAAUGAGUACCUGCUGCUGCACGCCUUCCAUGAGAAGAACUACAUAGUGCCUGACAAGCUGCCAGCGCGUCGUGUCGCUGCUGCUGCCGACCCCAAUGCCACGAGCCAGGACACAACGGUGGCAGCGGUGCGUAAAAAGGCCGCAUAUGCGGGCGGCUUGGUUUUGGAGCCCAUACGUGGCCUCUACGAGAAGUAUGUGCUGCUCAUGGAUUUCAAUUCGCUAUAUCCGAGCAUUAUACAGGAGUAUAAUAUAUGCUUCACCACGGUGCAGCAACCCUAUGAUGCGGAACAGCUGCCUACGCUGCCGGAUUCCAGUGCGGAGCCGGGCAUUUUGCCGCUGCAGCUGCGUCGUUUGGUGGAAUCGCGUCGCGAGGUAAAGAAGCUGAUGGCUGCACCGGAUCUGGCGGCGGAACUGCAUAUGCAGUACCACAUCCGACAAAUGGCGCUCAAGCUGACCGCGAACUCCAUGUACGGCUGUCUGGGAUUUGCGCAUUCGCGUUUCUUUGCGCAGCAUCUCGCGGCGCUAGUGACGCACAAGGGACGCGAGAUUCUGGUUAACACACAGCAGCUCGUGCAGAAGCUCAACUACGAUGUGGUCUAUGGCGACACGGAUUCGCUAAUGAUAAAUACAAAUAUAACCGACUAUGAUCAGGUUUAUAAGAUUGGGCACACCAUCAAGCAGAGCGUGAAUAAGCUGUACAAACAACUGGAGCUGGAUAUUGAUGGCGUCUUUGCCUGUUUGCUGCUGCUCAAGAAGAAGAAAUAUGCCGCCGUUAAGCUGAGCAAGAAUGCCAAGGGCGUCCUGCUGCGCGAACAGGAGCACAAGGGUCUGGACAUUGUGCGUCGCGAUUGGUCACAGCUGGCCGUCAUGGUGGGCAAGGCGGUGCUCGAUGAAGUCCUGACCGACAAGCCGCUAGAGGAUAAACUUGAGGCCGUGCACGCCCAGCUCGGGCGCAUCAAGGAGCAAAUAACACAGUCGGCUGUGCCGCUGCCGCUGUAUGUCAUCACCAAGCAGCUGACACGUGCGCCCCAAGAGUAUGCCAACAGCUCAUCGCUGCCGCAUGUUCAGGUGGCGCUGCGCAUGAAUCGCGAACGCAAUCGACGCUAUAAAAAGGGCGACAUGGUGGACUAUGUGAUCUGUUUGAAUGGCACCACAAAUGCGGCUAUGCAGCGUGCCUAUCACCUGGAGGAGCUGAAGGGCAGCGAAUCCCUGAAGCUGGACACCAAUUACUAUCUAAGCCAUCAGAUACAUCCGGUGGUCACGCGCAUGGUGGAGGUGCUCGAGGGCACCGAUGCCAGUCGCAUUGCCGAGUGCCUGGGCAUGGAUGCCAGCAAAUACAGACAAAAUGCACAGCGCAUACAGCGGGAGCGCACAGAGGAAGCCGAGGGUGAAUCGCUGCAGAAAACCACGUUGCAACUUUAUCGGCUCUGCGAGCCAUUCCGCUUCAAGUGCGUGGCUUGCAAAACGGAGCAGCUAAUGGCCAGCGCCUAUCGACCGGGCCCGAACAGCAGCCAUGUGCCCGUGUUGCAGCAGUGCGUCAAUUCGGAAUGCCAGACAUCGCCGCUGCAGUAUCUGGUCAGCAUACGCAAUCAGCUGCAGCUGUGCAUGCGCGGCUAUGUGCAGCGCUUCUAUCGCAAUUGGCUAGUGUGCGAUCAUCCUGAUUGCAACUACAAUACCCGCAGCUAUUCCGUACGCCUCGAGAUGCGUCGCCCGCUCUGCCUCAAGUGCAACAGCGGCGCUAUGCUGCGUCAAUACUCCGAGCGCGAUCUCUACAAUCAGCUGUGCUAUCUGCGCUUCAUGUUUGAUCUGAACAAACAGCAGCUACAACAGAAACCUACGCUAACGCCCGAGCUGGAGCAGGCCUAUCAGCUGCUCCAUGACACCGUGGAGCAGCAAUUCAAAUGCUCCAGCUAUGUUGUCAUCUCGCUGGGCAACAUAUUUGCGUGCAGCCUGGCGCUGUCGUCGCUGCAGCCGCCCAAGAAGGCGCAGCAUGAUGAUUAUGCGAUAGCCAGCAGUCUGGCCGAUGUUUAGUUAUUGCACAAUCGGAGCACCUUUAAUAGAUCUACACACGCACACACACACACACACACACACAUAGAUAG